AUGCCAGUUAAGCCUUGCCCAACAAUUAUUCUCAUCGGCCCUGAGGGCGCUGGGAAAACAACUAUUGGAAAAGUCCUUUCAGAGAAACUCGACAGAGAGUUAUUCAGCCUCGAUCGACACCGAAAAGAGCUUUACGCGCCUUUCGACUACGAUCAUGCCCAUGCUAAUAAUCUAUACGAACAAGAGGGCGUGGAGGCGCUAUUAAAGUACUGGAAGUAUUUUGAAUACAGAGCUGUCGUGGACAUAUUGCAAAAUGCGCUGAAGCCUGGAGAUAGGUUUUACGGCAAGAUUCUCGAUUUUGGGGCGGGACAUUCCGUUUUUGAGAACAAUGAGGAGCUCGACCACGUUGCGGAAUUGAUUGCGGCUUAUGAAGGAGUCUUUCUCGUUCUUCCGUGCGACGACGUGGAUGAGGCGCUGAAGAUCACGGAGGAGCGGAGAGGUCAUGAGUUAAGCUACAAUCGACACUUCUUGGACCAUCCAAGUAAUAAGAGAUUGGCGAGGCAUACUGUCUACACGAAGGAUAUCAGUCCGGAGCGGAAUGCUGAGGAGAUAUUGGAAUAUUUGGAUUGA
Molecule: messenger RNA, 570 nt
Organism: Fusarium tjaetaba
Lineage: Eukaryota; Fungi; Ascomycota; Sordariomycetes; Hypocreales; Nectriaceae
Product: shikimate kinase
Exons: 1
Coding region: 1-570 (189 amino acids)
Source: RefSeq, a predicted model, not a curated record